Tripterygium wilfordii is the source of this 2000-nucleotide messenger RNA. RefSeq names its product ABSCISIC ACID-INSENSITIVE 5-like protein 5. Gene Ontology annotation, cellular component: nucleus. NCBI's taxonomy places the organism in Eukaryota, Viridiplantae, Streptophyta, Magnoliopsida, Celastrales, Celastraceae. Gene Ontology annotation, molecular function: DNA-binding transcription factor activity. The transcript has 5 exons. The coding region runs from base 446 to 1759 and encodes 437 amino acids. Gene Ontology annotation, biological process: positive regulation of DNA-templated transcription. The record is from RefSeq and is a predicted model, not a curated record.
AUUGCUUCGGUCUAUCGACACUUGGCGCACACUCGGAGGCCCAAUAAUCCAAAAUGUCUUAAAAGAGGAAGUAUUGCUUCGGUCUAUCGUCACUGCGGCUGUGCAUUCUGCUACAUUCAAUAUGUUUUACCAAAUUAAGCCAUAACCCUUCUGAAUUGGUCCACGUCUCUUAAGCUAGCUGUCCCACUACCCAUUAACAUAUAGCACAUCAAAAAUAUCUGAUUACUGCUGCUCUGUAUGUCUUAAAAGAGGAAGUAUUGCUUCGGACUAUCGACACUUGGCGCACACUCGGAGCCCCAAUACCCGAAGAAGGAGGAACCAUACGCAGACAAAACAGCCACCAAACACACAGCACAAAGAUUUCGAAGUUCGGUCAGAUUCAUCUGAAGUGGAGAAGGUAUUCUUAUUAUAGGUCAGAUUCAUCUGAAGUGGGGAGGCAAAAAAAAUGUUCAAGAACCUCGGUAACGAACCGCCCGGCGAUUCAGCCGGUGACGGAGGCGGGAACCGUCAUCUGGGAAGCUUCCAGCUGACUAGGCAACCGUCGAUCUAUUCACUGACAUUCGAGGAGUUCGAGAACACGAUGGGGGGCAACCUUGGCAAGGAUUUUCCAGGGUCGAUGAACAUGGACAAGCUACUGAAGAACAUCUGGACAGCCGAGGAAACACAGUCGAUGACCAUGACUUCCACCUCCAGUGCAGGACAAGAAGGUCAGCAGCUCCAGCACGAAGGCUCCCUCCCUCUGCCACAAACGAUGAGCCAGAAGACCGUUGAUGAGGUCUUGAGAGAUAUAGCCAAGGAUUGUGGUGUUGGAAAAGACGGAAAUGCAGCUGUAGGAGCGAAUUACCCGCAGAGGCAGCAGACUCUAGGAGAGAUGACCUUGGAGGACUUUGUAGUGAGAGCUGGGGUUGUAAGGGAAGAUAUUCACAUGGUGGGUAAGGUUGAUAAUGGUGUUGUUUUUGGUGAUUUAUCGCUCGUAGUGAAUAAUAAUUCUGGAUUUGGAAUCGGAUCACAACAGGGGGAUAGGGGGGGUACAGGAUUAAUCGGAAAUGGGGCGUCAGAGAGUAUAAACAAUGGUAGUGGUAGUAACAAUCAGGUUUCCAUGCAGUCUCCAAAUUUGCCUUUGAAUGUGAAUGGAGUUAGAUUAAAUCAAAAUCAGUUAUCUCUGGCUCAAGUGUCGCAGAAGCAGCAGCCACAGCAACCUCAAAUACUUCCCAAGCAGCCAGCAGUUGGAGGUUACAUGACACAGAUGCCUAUACAGGGUGGUUUGGCUAGUCCUGGAAUAAGGGGAGGGGUUGCGGGGCUAGGGAAUCAGGGGAUGAAUGGUACUGGACUCCAGGGUGGAGGUAUGGGGAUGAUGGGCAUAGGGGCUGGGGUUCUUUCUUCUCCUGUAAACCAGCUGUCUUCGGAUGUGGUUGGGAAGAGUAAUGGUGAUUCAUCUUCAGUCUCACCGCUUCCUUAUGUGUUUAAUGGAAGUUUAAGGGGGAGGAGAAGGAAUGCGGCUGUGGAGAAGGUAAUUGAAAGGAGGCAGAGGAGAAUGAUAAAGAACAGAGAGUCAGCUGCAAGGUCACGGGCUCGUAAGCAGGCGUACACCACGGAAUUGGAAGAAGAAGUUGCCAAGCUAAAAGAGGAGAAUCAAGAAUUGCAGAAGAAACAGGCAGAAAUCAUGGAAAGUCAGAAACAUCAGGUCUUGGAGACGGUGAAUAUGCAGCAAGGAGGAAAGAAACGGUGCUUGGGAGGAACACAGACUGGACCAUGGUGAAGUUUCUACAGUAAUUGUAUGAUUAUUUAUGGUAGGUUGGUAUACAUAUUUAAGGCAACCGCGUGGUCAUUGUAGAUUUGAGAGUGUUAGUUUACCAGCAUUAUUAUAUGUAUAUGCUUCUAUAUCGAAGAUCAUGGUGGAUAUAACGGAGCCAAGGGAGGCGAAUAUAUAAGCCUUAUUGUCUUGGUUGUCCUGUGAUGUGGUGGAGUUUUCAUGGAAACAGUUUUACGUGUGUGUGUGU